This is a messenger RNA of Penicillium paradoxum, 252 nucleotides long. RefSeq lists its product as uncharacterized. The annotation marks the transcript as partial. The record is from RefSeq and is a predicted model, not a curated record. The transcript is spliced from 2 exons. NCBI's taxonomy places the organism in Eukaryota, Fungi, Ascomycota, Eurotiomycetes, Eurotiales, Aspergillaceae.
CCGUUCUCCCCGCUAACGGCUCGCUCUAUAUUAGAAUAUUCUCGAGCUCGAACGACACUAAGUUUUAACCCCCUACCCGAUACUACCUCUAGCCUACACGGCGGUUAUCCCCCUAUUAAAACACACUUAUACGUCGGACGAGAAUACGCUACUCGUGCGGCUAAAGGAAAAAGAGGUAAUAUUAUAGUCCGAAAUUACGACUCACUUCCUAGGUCGAAAUAUAUUAUCCCUUUAAGUUCACUAUUUAACUAA